Messenger RNA from Anopheles coustani, 2820 nucleotides. It is a transcript of the gene Ddr, whose product is annotated as discoidin domain-containing receptor tyrosine kinase B. Gene Ontology annotation, molecular function: ATP binding; collagen binding; protein tyrosine kinase collagen receptor activity. Gene Ontology annotation, biological process: protein phosphorylation; positive regulation of kinase activity; cell surface receptor protein tyrosine kinase signaling pathway. The record is from RefSeq and is a predicted model, not a curated record. The transcript is spliced from 17 exons. NCBI's taxonomy places the organism in Eukaryota, Metazoa, Arthropoda, Insecta, Diptera, Culicidae. Gene Ontology annotation, cellular component: signaling receptor complex. The coding region runs from base 1 to 2820 and encodes 939 amino acids.
AUGGCCGUCAUCCGCUCGCCGGAAGUGCUGGUGAACGUUAGCACGUGGUGGAUACGGUUCGUGCUGGUGCUGCUGUUCCUGCAGGUGUUCCUGGACGUCGAGACGCUCGAUCUAGAAAAAUGCAAAAACCCAUUAGGCAUGGAAUCGUUCGCGAUUAAUGACUCACAAAUUACGGCCAGCUCGGCGCACGACAUCGGCAACGUGGGACCACAGCAUGCCAGAUUAAAAGUGGACAACAAUGGAGGCGCCUGGUGCCCGAAGCACAUGGUCUCCCGGGGUCUGAAGGAGUACUUGCAGAUCGACCUGCUGAAGAUGCACGUCAUUACCGCCAUCAAAACGCAGGGCCGCUUUGGUAAAGGUCAAGGUCGCGAGUACACCGAAGCGUACGCACUGGAGUACUGGCGUCCUGGAUUCACCAAGUGGAAGCGGUGGAAAAACACGCGCGAUAAUGAGAUCCUUUCGGGCAACAUCAACACCUACAGCGAGGUGGAGCAGGCGCUGCAACCAAUUAUUUUCGCCUCGAAAAUUCGCAUAUACCCGUACAGUCUGUACGAUCGGACGGUUUGUCUGCGGGCCGAAAUCAUCGGGUGCGAGUGGGACGAGGGCCUUCUUUCGUACAGCAUUCCUAAAGGCGUGAUCCGCGGCGUGGAGGUUGAUCUCUCCGAUCGGACGUACGAUGGCGAGGAGGAGGGCGAUCGGCUCGUCCGUGGCCUCGGACAGCUGGUCGACGGCCAGAAAGGCGCCGAUAACUUCCGCAUCGACAUACACGGAUAUGGAAAAGGAUACGACUGGGUCGGCUGGCGUAAUGAUUCGCUCGGCUGGGCUGGCAAGCCGGUCGAGAUGGUGUUCGAGUUCGACUCGGUCCGUAACUUCAGCUCCAUGGUCCUGCACACCAACAACAUGUUCAGCAAGGACGUACAGGUGUUUGUGCACGCGAAGGUAUUCUUCAGCAUCGGCGGUCAGCAUUUUACCGGCGAGCCGGUCCAGUUUUCCUACAUGCCCGACACGGUGAUGGAAAACGCCCGUGACGUCACGAUCAAGCUGCACCAUCGCGUCGGACGCUACGUGCAAAUUCAUCUCUACUUCGCGCUGCGCUGGAUUAUGCUGAGUGAAAUAUCCUUCAACUCCGCGCCCGUGACUGGCAACUUUUCCGACGAGGAAGUCAACGGGAACUCCAUCUCGCAGGAAAACUCCGUCGAGUAUCCACUGCAGCGCGACGAGUCCGGCAUCAAUAUCGUCAACAAGGGCGAACGGAAUCACGUUACGCAAAUUAUCUCACCGAAACCGAUCGAUCAGGAGCCGGAGCCACACUUCAUCGGCGUCGUGAUAGCGGUCCUGACCACCAUCAUCCUGCUGCUGAUCGUCAUCAUCAUGUUCAUCGUCGCCAAGAACAGACGGGCCCGGACGGCGGCCGUACUCGAUGCGCUGCAGCACAAUCUGCAUACCGAUAGCUUAGGUAUCGACAAGCGGCUGAACAGUAAUUUCAAGGUAUCGAUUGACGAUAAUGAAUCGAUUGAUAAGAGCAGCCUCUACCACGAGCCGUUCAAUGUAAAUAUGUACACCAGUGCCGCCAGCGGAUGCUCGAUGAACGACAUGCAGCGUCAUCAUAUCACCCCGGACUAUACCGACGUUCCCGACAUCGUUUGCCAGGAGUACGCCGUGCCGCACAUGCAGGACCUGAUACCGAAGAUUCCCGGCGGGUACGUGAGCGUCCGGUUGACACCGCCUACACUGAACAACAUCUUCCCGAAACCACCACCAGUUCCGCCGCCGCCGGAGAAGUACUACGCAGCGACGGCCAUCUGCAAGUCGUCCACUACUCCGACCACUCCCUCGAACCAGCAACAACAGCAGCAACAGCAGCAGCAACUAAAUGCCUACAGCGAUCUGGACCUCGGCAUCUCGGACGACGAUCUGCAGCUGAGCGAGUACCCGCGCGACAAGCUGGUGAUAGUGGAGAAGCUGGGCUGCGGUGUGUUCGGCGAGCUGCACCUGUGCGAGACGAAAGGAUACAGUUCCAGCCUCGUCGCGGUCUCGACGCUCCGGCCGGGCGCAUCCGAGCACAUGAAGAAAGAAUUCCGCUCGAAGGCCAAACAGCUCAGCCGGCUGAGCGAUCCGAACAUCGUGAAGCUGCUCGGGGCCUGCCUGAAGGACGAACCGAUCUGCAUCGUGCUCGACUACAAGUUCAGCACCGAUCUGAACCAGUUUCUGCAGGAGCAUACGGCCGAGACGGGCUCGCUGGUGCAGCACAACUCGCUAAGCUACGGGUGUUUAAUUUACAUCGCAACACAAAUAGCCUCGGGAAUGAAAUACCUGGAACAGAUGAACGUAGUGCAUCGCGAUCUAGCGACUAGGAGUUGUUUAGUUGGACCACAGCUGGAGAUAAAAAUCUGUACACUAGGAACUGUGAUAAAUCGUAUAGCAUAUCCUGCGGACUACUGCCACCUCGAGGGUGCCGGAAGACAAUCACAACCCAUGCCGAUCCGGUGGAUGGCCUGGGAAAGCGUGCUGAUGGGCAAAUUCUCCUCCAAGUCGGACGUGUGGUCGUUCGCGGUGACAUUGUGGGAAAUUUUGACCUUCGCGCGCGAACAACCGUUCGAGAAUCUGAGCGACGACAAGGUGAUCGAGAACAUCGGUCACAUGUAUCAGGACAACAAGAAACACAUACUUCUUCCAAUACCGGUCGGAUGCCCGCGGGAAAUCUACGAUCUGAUGUGCGAAUGCUGGCAGCGCAACGAGGCGAGCCGGCCGAACUUCCGCGAGAUCCACCUCUUUCUGCAGCGGAAAAACCUUGGCACAACCGCACACCGUUCUAGCUGA